Colletotrichum fioriniae is the source of this 615-nucleotide messenger RNA. RefSeq lists its product as uncharacterized. The record is from RefSeq and is a predicted model, not a curated record. Lineage: Eukaryota; Fungi; Ascomycota; Sordariomycetes; Glomerellales; Glomerellaceae.
AUGAAUGGUUCCUUCGAGAUGGACCCCAUCCAGAAUUCCAUCCACUUCUGGUGCAGUGACGAGAACAAAGAAUGGCUCGACGACAUUCUGAACACUCAUUUCGAACCCCUCAUAGACAACAUCAACGCCGGAGGUCUCCAUAGUAGCUGGGAAUGGUUCACCGACGACGCGACUCUGACGACAAGCAUCAAUCUUCCACGUUACGAGGGAACAACCUUUGAAGGGAGAGAGGCAAUCAACAACUACCUCGCCAGCCAAUACAAUGCCGAGCCCCGCAUGAAGUUUGUUCCACUCCUUUACACCUACGGCCAAGGCCACAUGGCAUGCCAUGCGUGGUAUAGACUCAACGACGAGCAUGGCCUUUCCAGCCCUCACGAUCAUCAGCUCCUCAUUACGGCGAACCUCAACAAUUACCACAGAGUGGUCAGCAUGGAUUUCAGCGAGUAUACGGUUGCGGGACCGGCGUCUUAUAUUGAGAUAGUGGACAAUUGCGUCGCUUGUCGGGCCAUGGCUUCCAUGAGGCGAGAGAGACAGAUGGAAGAGGACGCGGAUGAUAGUCCAGAUGAUGAAGCACAAUCCGAGUGGCCUUAUCGCCACGAGGACCAUGACCACUGA